UUUGAUAGUAAAAUAGGUAUAUGACAUUUUAUGCAAAAUAUGUAAUGCAAAAAUUACGUCGAGAUAAUAAAGACAAGAGAAAUAAACAUAUGUAAUACUUUACUUGCAUCACGCGAGUGUAAGCGAGCGUCAGGUCAAAAGCAAAAAUCUAACUUGAAACUUCAAUAAGCCGAUGAAAAUACUAGCUAAAUCUAAAAAAAUUCAAGGCCCGCGUAAUCCGAGUCCUGGGCCGGAUUCAGUUGUAUGUGAAAUCCAAUUUUAUACUUUCUUUGAACGGGUGCCAGCGCGGCUCUGCUCCGUAGGUGUGCUAAAUGGCACGAAAGAUAAAACCGCCAAAAAUAACCGCGCUUCAUAAACAAUAAGCACGUUUUCCUUGUCCACGUAACGCCUACGCGCAUUUUUUCGUCGACUUGGCACGGUGUCAAAAUGCAAUAGAACUUUGAAUUCACAAAUAUUUUAAACUUUGUAAUGGGUUUUUGAUUUAAAUUAAUGUUAUUAGCCCUUUUUUAUAAAAUGAUGUAAUAUUCGUAACGUUUAACGAGAUACGCUGGCUUAGGAAAACUGUCACAAAAGGGACAAGAUUUUAAAAAACCGUACAAAUUAGAAAUUAUAAAAGUUCUUUUGAAAACACGAAGGCAUCAAGACUACAUAAACCACCACCAUGUCUGACGAAGAAGAAUACUCUGGCUCCGAGGAGGAGGAGGUUGAAGAAGAAGUUCCGGAGACGCCCGCCCCCAAACCAGAGAGUAGACCAUCGAUCGCGGGUGAGGGAGAUCCAGAAUUCAUCAAGCGUCAGGACCAGAAGCGGUCGGAUUUGGACGAGCAGUUGAAGGAAUACAUCAACGAAUGGCGCAAACAGCGAGCCAAGGAGGAGGAGGAGCUCAAACGCCUCAAGGAGAAGCAGGCUAAGCGCAAGGUAUCUCGCGCUGAAGAAGAGAAGCGCCUUGCCCAAAAGAAGAAGGAAGAAGAAGAGAGGAGAGUUCGCGAAGUUGAAGAGAAGAAACAGCGCGACAUUGAGGAGAAGAGGCAGCGGCUCGAGGAGGCCGAGAAGAAACGCCAGGCUAUGCUCCAGGCGAUGAAAGAGUCCAGCAAGACCGGACCCAACUUCACCAUCCAGAAGAAGAGUGAUAACUUCGGCUUGUCCAACGCCCAACUGGAACGCAACAAGACCAAGGAGCAGCUCGAAGAAGAGAAGAAGAUCUCCCUCUCCAUCCGCAUCAAGCCCCUCAGCAUCGACAACCUGUCCACAGAGAAGCUACGGAUAAAGGCUCAGGAGCUGUGGGACUGCAUCGUCAAACUCGAGACCGAGAAAUACGAUCUUGAGGAGAGGCAAAAGAGGCAGGACUACGACUUAAAAGAGCUCAAAGAAAGACAAAAGCAGCAGUUGAGACACAAGGCCCUGAAGAAGGGUCUCGACCCAGAGGCACUCACAGGAAAGCACCCGCCUAAAAUUCAAGUAGCGUCCAAAUACGAGAGGCGUGUGGACACACGGUCGUACGACGACAAAAAGAAGUUGUUCGAGGGCGACCUAGAAAAAUUGAACAAGGACUUCCUUGACAAAGUCUGGCACGAGAGGGCUGAGCAGUUCGGAGGCAGGCAAAAAACGAGACUGCCCAAAUGGUUCGGCGAGAGGCCCGGCAAGAAGAAGGGCGACCUGGAAUCCCCUGAGGGCGAGGAGGACGUCAAGGCGGAGCCUGAGGAGGAGGACGAGCCUUUGUACGAGCCCGAGCCCGAGGAGGAGGAGGAGGUCGUCGAGGAGGAGGAGGAGGAAGAAGAGGAAGAGGAGGAGGAAGAAGAAGAAGAGGAGGAAGAAUAAACGCAAACCAGCGACUCACUUGGACAAGAAGCGCGGCCCCCGGUCGCGGGAGCGUUGUAAUCCAUUAACUUAUUGCUAUUAUAAAUUAUUUUUAUUAUUUAUACUGUUGAUCGCGCGUCGCCGCCACCUCAUGACGUCACAAUAAACUAAUUUAUUUCAUAA
Messenger RNA from Plodia interpunctella (Indianmeal moth), 1978 nucleotides. RefSeq names its product upheld (gene TpnT). Gene Ontology annotation, cellular component: troponin complex. The transcript is spliced from 14 exons. The record is from RefSeq and is a predicted model, not a curated record. Gene Ontology annotation, biological process: regulation of muscle contraction; muscle contraction; sarcomere organization. Gene Ontology annotation, molecular function: tropomyosin binding. Bases 662 to 1816 code for a protein of 384 amino acids. NCBI's taxonomy places the organism in Eukaryota, Metazoa, Arthropoda, Insecta, Lepidoptera, Pyralidae.